UAGACUUGUAAACUUAGAUCGAUGAGAGUACCAUCAGUACUAUUCUGGGAAAAUUGAAGAUAAGUUUCUUCAAUCCCACAUUCAAAUGGGGAAGGGAAACCUUAUAAUUGCAAGCAGAUGGUUAAUCUUGCAGAAGAUAACCAGCAAUUGCAGAAGGAGAUUUCAAGAAAGUUUGGCUUGUACUACUUUUCCUACAUUUGAUGCAAGAGGUUUCCAUCAAGUUCGUGGUGGCAGCUCAUCAUUGACAGAAGAGCUGGAGGGUAUUCUUAAUCCUGUAGAUCAAGGGAGGGAGAGUAGUACUAACUCUAUGACCUGCAUUUACAAGGUUCCUAGCACCAUGAGUCAGGUGAACAGGAAGGCUUACGAGCCCAACAUUGUGUCCAUCGGUCCUUACCAUCACGGAGUUGAAAGCCUACAAGAAAUGGAGAAGCUUAAGCACACAUACUUUCGGCGCCUCUUUCAACCAAACUACCAUGAUCGGUUGGAUGAUGAAGUAGUGUCGCUGAAGAAGAAGGCGGUAGAUGAUGCGAAGAAGGCAAUGGAGGAAUUGGAGGUGGCGGCUAGGAGCUGCUACUCGGAACAAUCCAAGCUUAGCAGCAAGGCGUUUGUAAAGAUGAUGCUGAUUGAUGGUUGCUUCAUUAUAGGGUUGCUCAGGGACUCAUUGCAGUCCGAUUUUGAGCACACACCCUCCAUCAUUCAAAGGUGGAUGCUUCCAACUCUGCGCCGGGAUUUGAUCAAGCUCGAAAAUCAGCUUCCCCUCUUUGUCUUGCGCAAAUUAUUUCAGCUGACCAAAGCAAGCACUACUUGUCAUGAGAAACCAAUUGCAAUUUGGGAAUUGGAAGCACUAGCCCUUCGCUUCUUUGAGCCGCUACUGCGAGGACAUGAUGUUCUGACCGAAGCAAGCACUACUUGUCAUGAGAAACCAAUUGCAAUUUGCAGCAGCAGCAAGCACUUUCUUGAUCUUUUCCACAGUAAAAUCAGUCCGGACUGCUCCACCUGUACAGUACUUCAAGCGCCGCGGCGAGGCAAGCAAACCAAGCAGAUUCUAUCAGUACAAGAGCUCAAGGAGGCCGGAGUCAAGUUCAGAACAGAUCCCACUCGAGGGCCACUAGACAUCACUUUCGGCCGCGUCGCUUGGAGUUGGGGGAAGGUACUCACAAUCCCUCGAAUACACAUUGAUGAUCACAGAGGCACAUUGUUUCGAAACAUGGUUGCAUUCGAAAAAUGUGACCGCAACUGCCACCAAGAUGUUACAACCUAUUUGUUUUUCCUCGACAGCCUCAUCAACUCGGCCAAGGAUGUAGGGCUCCUGCACUACCACGGAGUCCUGCACCACUCUCUAGGCAGCAACAGGAGGGUGGCAAAACUCGUCAACAACCUUUGCAAGGAGGUUGGUCCGGAUGUUUCCAAGUCCUACUUGUACAAGGUGGUUAGAGAUGUCAAUGAGUACUAUAGUUCCAAGUAUGGAAAAAUAAGAGGCUUCUUGGUACACCACCAUUUUAGUAGCUGGUUGGUGGGCAUCUCUACUCUUGCAGCAUGCUUAGCUCUUUACCUAGCACUCAUUCAGACCGGCUGCACAGUCGCCACUGCCAGAGAAGACUUGCACAAACACACCACAUUUGGAGACUUUCUGAAAGAGUCUUUGCUUUGGCAUCAUAUAUCUAGGUGGGUCAUUUGGAAAUGCCCUGUCAGUGGCAGUACUGAGAAUAACGCCCUUGAUCCUAAUGAUGAAGUACUGUGUAUACUAGUUGACAUAGGAAUCGAAUUUUAAUAACUUAGCUUCAUCAUUUCAUCACUAUGAGGAAUGUAGCUAGCUACUAGCUCUAAUGAAUCCAAACUCGAGUUUGUUUCGUGUGUGUUCAAUCCCAAAUUUCUUUCUUUCUCAUCC
Messenger RNA from Rosa chinensis, 1888 nucleotides. RefSeq names its product UPF0481 protein At3g47200. Bases 86 to 1771 code for a protein of 561 amino acids. Lineage: Eukaryota; Viridiplantae; Streptophyta; Magnoliopsida; Rosales; Rosaceae. The record is from RefSeq and is a predicted model, not a curated record. The transcript has a single exon.